UCCCUCUCUCUCUCUCUCUCUCUCUAACACACACGCACACACACUCUCUCUCUCUCUCUCUAUCGAUAGAGAGAGAGAAAUGGCGAUGACCUCCUCUGGAGGAGGAAACGCGCCCGAUGCGAAGGUGGAGACGAUCUCGCGCUUGGCGCAGUGGCGGAUCGAGAGCUUCGGCCCCUCCUCGUACCGACGAUCCGACCCCUUCAAGCUCGGAUUCUGGAACUGGUAUUUAUCGGUCGAGAAGAACAAAUACAUGUACAUCCGCCUUUUUCCCGAACCAUGCCGGAUUUCUAAGGACCAGCCACCAAUCGCCCGGUUUGUGCUCCGUGUCUCAAGCCCUGGUCCUGGACGCCGCCCUUACAUCUCCCCAGGUAUAGUUCAUGAAAGACUGCUUCGGACCAGCGAAGACUUUGUCUGGCCAAUUGAUUCUGCCUUCCACGGGCGCUUCAUCAUCGACGUAGAAUUUCUAGACUUGAAGAUUCCAGCUAUUAAUGGUGGGGAAGCCUCUUCAAUAUGGCCAAACGAAAACAUAAUGUACUCUCUCUCAAGCAAAAGCACUCUCCAUUGCCUCUCCCGCAUGCUUCUCGAGGGUAUACACACCGACGUGACCAUAAACACUGCCGACGGCGUAUUGAAAGCCCACAAGGCCGUUCUCUCUGCCACUUCCCCCGUCUUCGCGAGCAUGUUCCUGCAUGACCUCAAAGAGAAAGAAUCCUCAACAAUAAAUAUAGAGGACAUGUCCUUCGAAUCGUGCUCCGCCCUUCUCAGCUACAUUUACGGCACCAUCAAGCACGACAUGUUUUGGAAGCACCGGCUCUCUCUUCUCGCCGCGGCGAACAAGUACGACAUCGGGGACCUCAAAGAUUGUUGCGAGGAGAGCCUUUUGGAGGACAUAAAUUCGAGCAAUGUCUUAGAGAGGCUUCACGAAGCUUGGCUUUAUCAGUUGAGUAAGUUGAAGAAGGGGUGCCUUACUUAUUUGUUCGAUUUCGGGAAGAUAUAUGAUGUGAGAGAGGAGGUCAGCAGCUUCUUUCGCCAUGCGGAUAGAGAGCUGAUGUUGGAGAUGUUUCAAGAGAUACUUACCGUCUGGAAACCGAUGUGAUGCAGAAAUCAUCUCCUGCACCGGCAUUGAAGAAGUGCAACCGCUGCAACCAAUAAUUCUCAAGAAGCCUGCAAAGUUGAAGAACACAUCAGGUUUCCGUUGUUAAAUAUAGACUGGUUUAGGCAUCUUUUGUACUAUGAAGUGAAGUGCGCGGCGCUUUGUGUAUAGCAAACAAUUCAGUUGUUUUAUGUUAAAAAUUGAAAAAUCUGCUACAUCGGUGCGCGAAGAAGAUCUUUUGUUCAUCAGGUAUGGUAGAUGGAAGCUUAGAUUCCUACUUGGAAUAUUUAACAGCUGAUAUGUCUUUCAAAGCCUGUAUUUGUUGGAAAGUAUGGCUAAUUUGUUUGGUUUCUGCUAAGACUACUGGAAUCAGAGAGAACUUAGUAAUGCUAUUUUAGUUGAUUGUAUACAUUUUUUUUCUGUCAUUGUAAUU
Ananas comosus (pineapple) is the source of this 1526-nucleotide messenger RNA. Its product is annotated as BTB/POZ domain-containing protein At1g21780. The record is from RefSeq and is a predicted model, not a curated record. Gene Ontology annotation, molecular function: protein binding. The transcript has 4 exons. NCBI's taxonomy places the organism in Eukaryota, Viridiplantae, Streptophyta, Magnoliopsida, Poales, Bromeliaceae. The coding region runs from base 80 to 1096 and encodes 338 amino acids.